This is a messenger RNA of Saprolegnia parasitica CBS 223.65, 474 nucleotides long. RefSeq lists its product as hypothetical. The transcript is spliced from 4 exons. Lineage: Eukaryota; Oomycota; Saprolegniomycetes; Saprolegniales; Saprolegniaceae. The record is from RefSeq and is a predicted model, not a curated record. Bases 1 to 474 code for a protein of 157 amino acids. Gene Ontology annotation, cellular component: ciliary base; axoneme.
AUGCCAAGCGAGAGCAAGCACGGCCGCGACGACGACGCCAAGGACACGCAUAAGGCGACGAAGGCAGACGACGAGAGCGGUGGCGCCAAGGACGCGGCCGAGGCGAAGGGCGGCCCCACGAUUGUCGACAAGGUGAUCGCGUUCUUCUUCGAGAACGACGAGUUCUGCGCCACGUUUGAGCGGUUUGCAGACAAGCACUGCGACAUCUUUGACCCGGACGCAGACGAAAUGCAGCUCGAGUACACGGACGUCUACAACCAGUUCACCAAGCUGUUUGAGACCAAAAUCGAAGAGUUCAUCGAGUCCCAAGGCUCGUCGGUAGCUGAAUUCUAUGACCUGGUGCGCAAGGCGCACGAGAAGGACCCGCAUGGCACGAUCGCCAUCUACUCGCGCAUGCUAGUGGCCACGAGCGACUUUGAUGUCUUUGUCCUCAUGAUGAAGCAAACCAAGGAAGCCCAGCGCCUCAAAAAAUAA